AUGUUCAAUUUUGGGAAUACAGGUGCCAAUGCAGGCAAUGCUGCGAAUAACGGCUCAAUUUUUGGCAGCAAGCCAGCAACAACAACGACAGGGUUCUCGGGUGGCCUAAACAAUGGCAAUCCCCAAGGCCAGUCUUCAGGAAUGCAGUUUGGUCAAAACAACGCACAACAGAACUCUGGUGGACUUCUUGGGCAGUUUAACACAGGAACAACUGGCUCGGGAGGUCUUUUUGGUAACAAACCUAGCGGGGGGUUGACUUUUGGCCAAAAUUCUAAUCAGCAACAACAGUCCGCAGCUCAGAAUCCGAGCCAGUCGGGUUCUCUUUUCGGUAAUAGUAACCAACAGAGCUCAGGUGCUGGAUCAGGUGGCUUGUUUGGUAGUAAUAACCAACAAAGCUCAGGCACUGGAUCAGGCAGCUUGUUUGGAAACAGUAACCAACAAAGCUCAGGCGCUGGAUCGAGUGGCUUGUUUGGCAACAAUAAUCAGCAGCAAACAAAUAGCACUUCCGGUGGUUUGUUUGGAAGCAACAAUCAGCAACAGACUAACAACACAUCAGGAGGUCUGUUUGGCAACAAACCUUCCGUUGGAACAACGGGUGGCCUGCUUGGUAACUCGAGCAAUAAUAAUACAAAUACGACUGCUACUGGUGGUCUUUUUGGCAAUAACACCCAGACGCAGCAACAAGGAUUCAAUUCAGGGCCUCAAUUUGGUACUCAGGCCCAGCAGCAGCCUCAGGGAAACUCUCUUUUUGGGAAUACGGGAACAGUGAGCUCCACUCAACCCUCGUUUGGCUGGUCUCAACCUUCCAAUAAUCAGAACGCGAACCAGCAGCAGAACCAAUCACAACUUCAACAGCAACAGCAGCAGCAGCAAAUGCAGAUACAGCAACAGCAAAUGCAACAAGUUCAACAAUCAAACUAUCCUCAGCAGAUCCAAGAACAAAUCGUCAAAUGCAAAGAAUCUUGGAACCCACAAUUUUCCAGAAGUAAACUGAGAACGUUUUUCUAUAACAAGGUGAAUGAAACUGAAGCAAUGCUUUACAAUAAGCCUCCUGGCGUAUCUCAAGAGGACUGGGACGAAGCUCUUUUGCAUAAACCGUCUCCAAGCGUUAUCCCGGUUCAAGCAUUUGGUUUUGACGACUUAAAUCAACGCAAUAUAUUGCAAAGGGAUAACGUUGCUCAAGCACGUCUAAUACUGAACCAGAUUCUCGAAAAGUUGACUCAACUCUCACAAAAGCAUGAUUUAGAUACAGCGUCCAGAAUUUUGAAAGCACAAAGCAGGAAUGUUCAAAUACAGCAAAGAAUCAUCAAGCUGGGCUCAUAUCUGGCAAUUCUGAAAAGCAAAGGCCUGCCGCUUUCGGUUGGAGAAGAAAAAAUGUGGUCGGAAUUCGAGAAACUUUUAAAGCGGAGCAAUGACCCUGCAGGGCUAGGUAAGAAUAAUGAAUUGUGGGCAAGACUCUCUGUACUAAAGGAAAGGUCCAAAACCAUCUCAGACCAGUUAGAUAGUACUUUGGUGGCUAUAAGUGAGAAAAAUGGAUUCGAUGCGCAAUCGAAUACCUCAUCCAGACACGAUGAUAAGAGGGUAGACGAAGAAGUAGAAAAUAGAGUCAACAAGAUUGCCGAAAUUUUGAGCAAUCAACAGCGUGGCCUGUGCUACUUGCGAGAUGUUCUUGACAAAGACGAAAAAGCUGUUGACAAAUAUGUAAGUUAA
Messenger RNA from Lachancea nothofagi CBS 11611, 1710 nucleotides. The record is from the annotation of a GenBank genome assembly. Lineage: Eukaryota; Fungi; Ascomycota; Saccharomycetes; Saccharomycetales; Saccharomycetaceae.